AUGCCUCGCAGGAGGCGCGAUGCUGACCCGACAAUUGACGCGCCCCUGGAUCAUGCUGCGUCAGUCGCCAAUGCCUCGUCGUCGCCCCCACAGCCGCGGAAAAGGGCGCGUCGCGCCCUGGAUGCAUGUGUGCGCAAAUCCUACACACCCCGCGUGAGCCAUCGCAACCACCCGGACUCAGGCGUGGGCGAGAACUUCCACAGCGUGCCGUAUCCCCUCAGCCUGAUGCCGUACAGCUCAUGGCAUCUCCUCCACCACCGCAGAGACUCGGCUUCCGCCGAGCAUCGCUUCGCCUGCCCCGCUUGCCGGAAGCACCGAUUGUUCCCUUCUCCUCAUAGGCAGAAGCUUUUUCUUGUUGCAGAACGUCUCUCCUGGGAAGAUGGCACGGUGCCGACUGCCGAGCGCGAGUUGAAUCAAGAGCUGACCUGGGAGGUGAACUUCCAGCUGGGAAUUGAGGCGCCUACGUUGCUGGAUUCCGAGCAGGUGGCGGCGGGUGGUGGGAGCAGUGGGUUGAACCGGUGGUUUCCGUUCGAGAAUGAAGUUGACUGUACAGCUGCCCUGCAACUCAUUGCAAGGGCUGACUGUUUGGCCGAACGAUCGUACGCGUUGUGGGUGAAGAUGCUGGAAACUCUGUACAAUGGGGAAGAGCAUUCGGUGUCUCAGAGCGCGCCUUCCUAG
Messenger RNA from Lasiodiplodia theobromae, 678 nucleotides. RefSeq lists its product as uncharacterized. The record is from RefSeq and is a predicted model, not a curated record. NCBI's taxonomy places the organism in Eukaryota, Fungi, Ascomycota, Dothideomycetes, Botryosphaeriales, Botryosphaeriaceae. The transcript has a single exon. The coding region runs from base 1 to 678 and encodes 225 amino acids.